Molecule: messenger RNA, 781 nt
Organism: Homo sapiens (human)
Lineage: Eukaryota; Metazoa; Chordata; Mammalia; Primates; Hominidae
Gene: CKLF-CMTM1
Product: CKLF-CMTM1 readthrough
Exons: 4
Coding region: 141-647 (168 amino acids)
Source: RefSeq, marked validated
AGCGGGAAGCCGAGCUGGGCGAGAAGUAGGGGAGGGCGGUGCUCCGCCGCGGUGGCGGUUGCUAUCGCUUCGCAGAACCUACUCAGGCAGCCAGCUGAGAAGAGUUGAGGGAAAGUGCUGCUGCUGGGUCUGCAGACGCGAUGGAUAACGUGCAGCCGAAAAUAAAACAUCGCCCCUUCUGCUUCAGUGUGAAAGGCCACGUGAAGAUGCUGCGGCUGGCACUAACUGUGACAUCUAUGACCUUUUUUAUCAUCGCACAAGCCCCUGAACCAUAUAUUGUUAUCACUGGAUUUGAAGUCACCGUUAUCUUAUUUUUCAUACUUUUAUAUGUACUCAGACUUGAUCGAUUAAUGAAGUGGUUAUUUUGGCCUUUGCUUGAUCUUACCAACAGUAUCAUUACAGCUGUGUUCCUUUCAGUAGUUGCCAUCUUGGCCAUGCAAGAAAAGAAAAGAAGGCAUUUACUCUAUGUCGGGGGGUCCCUGUGUCUCACAGCGGUAAUCGUGUGUUGCAUCGAUGCGUUUGUGGUCACCACGAAGAUGAGGACCAACUUGAAAAGAUUCCUGGGAGUCGAAGUUGAAAGGAAGCUUUCCCCCGCCAAGGACGCCUACCCCGAAACCGGCCCCGACGCCCCGCAGAGGCCCGCCUGAAGCCAGCCCGGCGCCCUAGCAGAUGCACGUGUCUGUCGAAUCGCUGCCUCCGAGCCCACCCCCGAGCUCGCAUGCUGUCACCCAUUCCAGCCUAAAUGUGACCAUAAAAUUAGGGCUGCUGCUUUUAUCGAGAA